CUUUUCUUAUGUCAAACAGUAGUGAUUCUCCGACCACGGGGAAUAAACAAACGUUUAAUGUACCUUCAAUCGCAUUGCCUUCAAAAUCUUCUGAUCAGUCUCUCCAAACAUCUCCAGGCUCAUCUUCUUCCCCAUCGCCGACGCCAAGACCUUCUCUCGUCGCAGAUGGAUCUCCGGCGAGAAUAGCGGCGACUAGAACAUCCGGCCGGCACUCAUUUUUCAGAGGAAUCCGGCUACGGAACGGUAAAUGGGUAUCGGAGAUUCGAGAGCCGCGUAAAACGACGCGAAUAUGGCUCGGGACUUAUCCGGUGCCGGAGAUGGCAGCUGCCGCUUACGACGUGGCGUCGCUAGCUCUGAAAGGCUCAGAGUCAGUUUUGAAUUUUCCCGGUUUGGUUUUGAGUUAUGUGGCUCCGGCUUCGAACUCUGCCAAGGAUAUAAGAGCUGCUGCCGCGAGAGCCGCAGAGAUGAAGCAACCCGGAAAGGAGGAGGAGGAAGAAGAAGCGUUGUAUUCUUCGUUGGAGUUUAUGGACGAGGAAGCGAUGUUGAAUAUGCCGAGUUUGUUUACGGAGAUGGCGGAAGGGAUGCUGAUGAGUCCACCAAGAAUGACGGAUCUAUGGAUGGAUGAUUCGCCGGAGAAUCAUGAAGGAGAUAGUCUCUGGAGUUACAAAUGAUUCCAUCCUACGUUUUCUUUGUCUGGUCAAAUGAGUUUUUCUUUGUUUUGUUUUUGGGUAGACAAAAAAAGACUGAAACCAAAAAUCCGAAUCAAA
This is a messenger RNA of Brassica oleracea var. oleracea, 767 nucleotides long. RefSeq names its product ethylene-responsive transcription factor ERF025-like. The transcript has a single exon. The coding region runs from base 9 to 671 and encodes 220 amino acids. Gene Ontology annotation, biological process: regulation of DNA-templated transcription. Lineage: Eukaryota; Viridiplantae; Streptophyta; Magnoliopsida; Brassicales; Brassicaceae. The record is from RefSeq and is a predicted model, not a curated record. Gene Ontology annotation, molecular function: DNA-binding transcription factor activity; DNA binding.